Messenger RNA from Phyllostomus hastatus (greater spear-nosed bat), 490 nucleotides. Its product is annotated as defensin-5-like. The transcript has 2 exons. Gene Ontology annotation, biological process: disruption of plasma membrane integrity in another organism; antibacterial humoral response; antimicrobial humoral immune response mediated by antimicrobial peptide. The record is from RefSeq and is a predicted model, not a curated record. The coding region runs from base 56 to 367 and encodes 103 amino acids. NCBI's taxonomy places the organism in Eukaryota, Metazoa, Chordata, Mammalia, Chiroptera, Phyllostomidae. Gene Ontology annotation, cellular component: extracellular matrix; extracellular region.
CUCACCACUCCAUUCUUUCCUCUCACAGGACCUGGACCUCCAGGGACCCUCAGCCAUGAGGACCCUCGCUCUCCUUGCUGCCCUUCUCCUCCUGGCCUUCCAGGCCCAGGCUGAGACCCUGCAAGAGACAGCUGACCAGGUUCCCACCCAGGAGCAGCCUGAGGUCGAGCACCAGCACCAGCCCGGGGAUGACGACCAGGAUGUGGCCGUCUCCUUCGCAGAACAUGAACGCUUUGCUCGACAGCUUGGAGGCCUUCGGAAGAAAACAAUAUACUGCUCAUGUGUCCGUGGGGGCUGCGUACCCCCUAGCCGUCCCUCUGGAACCUGUACGAUCUAUGGCCGUCGAUACACAUUCUGCUGUCGCUGAGCUUUGUGGACUGAGACCCACAGUACAGCAAGACCCCACUGAAGACCUGGACACGCAUUUAGUCUUUCUACCUGUGCCUUUUCUUCUCUCUCUCUCCAUAAUAAACUUCAAGCAUUAAACUCA